Messenger RNA from Callorhinus ursinus (northern fur seal), 1818 nucleotides. The record is from RefSeq and is a predicted model, not a curated record. NCBI's taxonomy places the organism in Eukaryota, Metazoa, Chordata, Mammalia, Carnivora, Otariidae.
AUGGAUGCCUUGAACUGGUCAGAGGAGACCUCAGUGGCAGUAGUCCAGGCCCCGCCCCCGGCCCUCCCUGCGCCCGGCCGGUGCGCGGGGAGGUCGGAGGAGCGGGCACUGCCCACCCUCCGGAUGUAUAAGCGUCCUGGCCAGAGGCCGGUGGUGCGCGCGGGUGCGCGUGACACUCGGGCUCCCGGGCUGCACGGCCUGGGCGGCGUCCCUCUGCUCCGGGUCCCCAGCCACGACAGUGAGCCGGCUGAAGGGGGCUGGGGGGGUGCUUGCUGGGCUGGGUCCCGUUCCGCCGCGCUGAGGAACGGACGACGCCACAGCUCCGGGCUUGUCCGCCUGUGGCCAGUGCUGGAGCCUGAACUGCCCUCUCCUCACCCAGGUGCAGGGGCAGCCAGGGAGGAGGAGGCGGGAGGGGCCGAGGGCAGGGGGCUGGAGGCUGUGAGUGGCAUCGCAGGCCCCCGCCCCCGGGUCCCGUGGGCUGGGCCGGCCUCGGUGCGGCUGGGUGCACGCAGUCGGAGGCGGCGCCGGCCAGGCCGCCCGGGCGCCUAUGGACGCGCGGAGCCCGCUGUCUCCCCGGGCCAGCGCGUUCAGCAUCGCCUCUCUGGUUGCAGCAGAGGUCGCAGAGCGCACCGUUCGCCUGGGCCCCGGGUCCUCCGACCAGGCGAAGCUCCACCGGCUGUUGGGAUCCCCGGCCGGGAUGCACUUCAGCACCGUCACCAGGGACAUGGAAGGCGCAUGUUCCCCACGUUUCAAGUGAAGCUCUUCGGCAUGGACCCCAUGGCCGACUACAUGCUCCUCAUGGACUUCGUUCCAGUGGACGACAAGCGCUACCGGUAUGCCUUCCACAGCUCCUCCUGGCUGGUGGCCGGGAAGGCGGACCCUGCCACACCAGGCCGUGUCCACUACCACCCUGACUCGCCUGCCAAAGGUGCACAGUGGAUGAAGCAAAUUGUGUCCUUCGACAAGCUCAAGCUGACCAACAACCUGCUGGAUGACAACGGCCAUAUUAUUCUCAACUCCAUGCACAGAUACCAGCCCCGCUUCCACGUUGUUUAUGUGGACCCACGCAAAGAUAGUGAGAAAUAUGCUGAGGAGAACUUUAAAACCUUUGUGUUUGAGGAGACUCGCUUCACUGCGGUCACUGCCUACCAGAACCACCGGAUCACGCAGCUCAAGAUCGCCAGCAACCCCUUCGCCAAAGGCUUCCGAGAUUGCGAUCCGGAGGACUGGCCCCGGAACCACCGGCCCGGCGCGCUGCCGCUUAUGAGCGCCUUCGCGCGCUCGCGGAACCCCGUGGCCUCCCCCACGCAGCCCAACGGCGCAGAGAAAGACGUGGCCGAGGCUCGACGAGAAUUCGAGCGCGACGCGGGCGGACCGGCCGUGCUCGGGGACCCGGCGCACCCGCCGCAGCUGCUGGCACGGGUGCUGAGCCCCGCACUGCCCGGGGCCGGCGGCGCCGGCGGCCUCGUCCCGCUGCCCGGUGCGCCCGGAGGCCGGCCCAGCCCUCCGCACCCCGAGCUGCGCCUGGAGGCGCCCGGCGCGUCGGAGCCGCUGCACCACCACCCCUACAAGUACCCGGCUGCCGCCUACGACCAUUACCUCGGGGCCAAGAGCCGGCCGGCGCCCUACCCGCUGCCCGGCCUGCGCGGCCACGGCUACCACGCGCACACGCACGCGCACCCGCACCACCACCACCCCGCCGUGAGUCCGGCAGCCGCCGCUGCCGCCGCCGCCGCCGCCGCCGCCGCCGCAGCCGCCAACAUGUACUCGUCGGCCGGGGCCCCGCCUCCCGGCUCCUACGACUACUGCCCCAGAUAA